GAUGCCGCCCCCCACCACGAUGCCGCCCCGGGCAACCGCCCGUGUCGCCCGUAUCUAAAACCGCUACUGGGUUAAGGACCUUCUACAGCUCUGUCCAGCUCUGCUUUAGUAACUGCCUGUGUUCUGGAACACUGCACUGAUAGCAACAUUUAUCCCCGCAGUCCUACUACUGCACAAGUAUUUCACAGAUUUUUUCAUGUAUAAAGGACAAAUAUAAGAGCAAAUAUUCAAAAGCCAAGUAGAGAUAUAAUAUUUACUAAUAAGUGUUUCUGAGAAGCACAAGUCAUUUCUCAUUAUAAUAUCUGAUUCUUUGAACACAGCUCAAACAGUCUAACCUGUCAAACCGGUCACAGUGAUGUAACGAAGGUGUGGAGAAACAUGCAAGCAUGUAGAGAGGAAGCAGUGUUCCUUCACUUUAUCCUAUAAAGGUUUACAGAGCAAGACAGCUGUUGUAUACAGAAGUGCUCGGGACACCAGAGAGCUGCACACUGAUGGAUUUUGUGGCUGAAAGUCCACCCGAGCAGCAGCAGCAGCAGCACAUGCCACACUCUAAUGGACCUGCUGGACCUGAAACUGGAAAUAAACUAAAUUCUGUGUCCAUGAAAACUGACCAGCCAAUGGAGUCUCAUUUAAAAAAAUGUGCUGAUGGAAGGAUUGAUCACAGACUACAAUCUUCUGGAUUUUCACCCAGCUGUGUCUCCUUCAACAGCAACAAGUCAAAAAGCAUGAUUUAUAGGUUUAAAAAGCAAGAUCCUGAUGAGCUGAAGAUUGAGGACUGGGAGAACUCAGAGGAUCAAAGUCAUCAGUUUGACCUGGACUCCAUAUUUAGGCAACUGGAGGACAAUAUUAUCUCUUUUGUGAAAAAUGAAUUGAAAAACCUGCAGAAGAGUGUGAGUCCAGAUAACUCAGAAGGCAAUGAGUUUGAGGAUGACAGGUUUUUGGGGUGUGACGAUAAACAGCAGAAAGAGUCAUUUCUGAAGAUCGCACUGCACUUCCUAAGAAAAAUGAACCGGGGGAAGCUGGCUGACUGUCUACAGAACAAAUGCCAUGCUGCAGUUUGUCAGCAUAAAUUUAAAUACAGUCUGAAGAUGAAAUUUCAGUGUGUCCUUGAGGGCAUUUCUAAAGCAAGAAACCCUACCCAUCUGAAUCAGAUCUACACUGAACUCAACAUCACAGAUGGGGAUACUACAGAGGUCAAUAAUGAACAUGAAGUCAGACAGCUUGAAACAUCAUCCAGGAAAGUAGACAGGCCAGAAACAACAAUCAAACGAGAAGACAUUUUUAAAGGUUUACCUGGAAAAAAGGAAGUGAUCAGAACAGUGCUCACAAAGGGAGUGGCCGGCAUUGGGAAAACAGUCUUAACUCAGAAGUUCACUCUGGACUGGGCUGAAAACAUAAGCAACCAGGACAUCCAGUUUACAUUUCCAUUUACUUUCAGAGAGCUGAAUGUACUGAAAGAGAAAAACUUCAGCUUGGUGGAACUUGUUCAUCACUUCUUUACUGACAUAAAAAAAGCAGGAAUCUGCAGCUUUGAUGAGUUUCGGGUCAUGUUCAUCUUUGACGGUCUGGACGAGUGUCGAUUUUCUCUGGACUUUCACAACACUGAGAUCCUGACUGACGCUACACAAUUUGCCUCAGUGGAUGUGUUGCUAAUAAACCUCAUCAGGGGUAAUCUGCUUCCCUAUGCUCACCUCUGGAUAACCACACGGCCUGCAGCAGCCAGUCAGAUUCCUCCUGAGUUUGUUGACAUGGUGACAGAAGUCAGAGGGUUCACCGAUGAACAGAAAGAGGAGUACUUCAGGAAGAGAUUCAAAAAUGAAGACCAGGCCACAAGCAUUGUUUCCCACAUCAAGUCAUCACGGAGCCUACACAUCAUGUGCCACAUCCCAGUCUUCUGUUGGAUCACUGCUACAGUUCUGGAUGAUGUACGGAAGACUAGAGAGGGAGCAGAGCUACCAAAGACUCUGACUGAGAUCUACAUCCAUUUCCUGGUGGUUCAGUCUAAAGUAAGGAAGAUCAAGUAUCAUGGUGAUGCUGAAACAGAUCCACACUGGAAUUCAGAGAGCAAGAAGAUGAUUGAAUCUCUGGGAAAACUGGCUUUUGACCAGUUACAGAAAGGAAACCUGAUCUUUUAUGAAUCAGACCUGAUGGAGUGUGGCAUCGAUAUCAGAGCAGCCUCGGUGUACUCAGGAGUGUUCACACAGAUCUUUAAAGAGGAGAGCGGACUGUACCAGGACAGGGUGUUCUGCUUCAUCCAUCUGAGUGUUCAGGAGUUUCUGGCUGCUCUUCAUGUCCAUCUGACCUUCAUCAACUCUGGUAUUAAUCUGCUGGAAGAUCAGCUAAAAAUGCCUUUAUUGUCUAAACUGUUUAAAGAAAGAAAUUAUUUAAAAUAUCUCCACCAGAGUGCUAUUGACAAGGCCUUGGAAAGUCCAAAUGGACACCUGGACUUGCUCCUCCGAUUCCUCCUGGGUCUUUCAACUCAGACCAAUCAGGGUCUCCUUCGAGGCUUGCUGACAGACACACAAAGACAUUUUGAAAGCAAUCAGGAAACAAUCCAGCACAUUAAGAAGAAAAUUGGUGAGAAUCUGUCUGCAGAGAAAAACAUCAAUCUCUUCCACUGUCUCAAUGAACUGAACGAUCGUUCUCUAGUGGAGGAGAUCCAACAGUCUCUGAGAUCAGGAAGUCUCCCUAUAGAUAAACUGUCUCCAGCUCAGUGGUCAGCUCUGGCCUUCAUCUUACUGUCAUCAGAAAAUGAUCUGGAUGUGUUUGACCUGAAGAAAUACUCUGCUUCAGAGGAGGCUCUCCUAAGGCUGUUGCCUGUGGUCAAAGCCUCAAGAAAAGCCGUAUUGACUUUCUGCACUCUUGCAAAGAGAAGUUUUGAGGCCUUGUCUUCAGUUUUUACUUCUGAGUCCUCUAGACUGAGAGAACUGGACCUGAGUAACAACAACCUUCAGGAUUCAGGAUUGAAGCUAUUAUCUGCUGGACUUGGGAGUCCACAGUGUAUACUGGACAAUCUCAGGCUGAAUGGCUGUUUCAUAACAGAACAAAAUGUUGGCUCCCUGGCCUCAGUUCUCAGCUCCCAAACCUGCAGCCUGAGAGAGUUGGACCUGAGUAACAACAACCUGCAGGAUUCAGGAGUGGAACAACUGUCUUGUAGCUUGCAGGGUCCUUCCUGCAUGCUAGAAACUCUGAGACUGAGUGUCUGUAACCUCUCUGAAACAAGCUGUGCAGCCCUGUCCUCAGUUCUCAGCUUGCAAUCAUCUAGUCUCAGAGAGCUGGAUGUGAAUAAUAACAACCUGCAAGAUUCAGGAGUAAAAUUGCUGGUCAUAGGACUGAAGAAUCCACACUGUAGACUGGAAACUCUCAGGAUAUCAGGCUGUUUGAUUACAGAGGAAGGCUGUGCUUCUCUAGCCUCAGCCCUGACUUCUAACCCCUCUCAUCUGAGAGAGCUGGACCUGAGCUACAAUCACCCAGGAGACUCAGGAAAAAGGCUGCUAUCUUCUGGGCUUGAAGAUCCCCGUUGGAGACUACAGAGUCUCAGGUUGGAGCCUGCUGGUGUCCAGUGGCUCAGACAAGGUCUGAGGAAGUAUUUCUGUCAGCUCACAGUCAACACAGAUACAGUAAACAGAAACCUCAAACUGUCUGACAACAACAGGAACGUGACAUACGUGAAAGAAAAUCAGUCAUAUCCUGAUCAUCCAGACAGAUUUGACCAGAAUCAUCAGCUGCUGUGCAGAGAUGGUCUGACUGGCCGCUGUUACUGGGAGGUUGAGUGGAGUGGAGGUGUGCAUAUAUCAGUGAGUUACAAGAGAAUCAGCAGGAGAGGAGAAAGAAAUGACAGUUGGUUUGGAGGGAAUCCUCAGUCCUGGAGUCUGUUCACCGAUGGUGGUUACUCUAUCUGGCAUGAUACAAAAGGAACAUCCAUCCCUUCCUGUUCCUCUUCUUCCUCUGUCUCUGGCAGAGUAGCAGUGUAUGUGGACUGUCCCGCUGGCAUUCUGUCUUUUUACAGAGUCUCCUCUGACGAGCUGAUCCACCUCCACACCUUCAACACCACGUUUGAUGUUGAUGAACCUCUGUAUCCUGGGUUUGGACUCUGGUCUUGGUCUUACUUAUCACUGGCUUCCUCGGUACGUUUGUGUUCUUUGCAGAAAUAAUUCACUUUUGUUAAAUAAACUCAGACUGUUGACUGUGUCACACUGGUCAGGAUCACACACAGCUA
Molecule: messenger RNA, 4219 nt
Organism: Oreochromis niloticus (Nile tilapia)
Lineage: Eukaryota; Metazoa; Chordata; Actinopteri; Cichliformes; Cichlidae
Product: NLR family CARD domain-containing protein 3
Exons: 12
Coding region: 492-4154 (1220 amino acids)
Molecular function (GO): protein binding
Source: RefSeq, a predicted model, not a curated record